UGACUGAGCUGUUCCUGUACAAAAUUAUUUUUCUGAUAUAACUUACUUUGCGGAGAAAACAACACAGUUACGUCAAUGCCUGCAGCAUUUUACGUUGGACUAAUCAUGGAAAGUGGCUCUACUUCCUGCGUGGACAUGCUGGGUUUCGUGAUAUAACAGACUUCUUGAGUGCUUUGUGUUUGACGCUCGUUCCGACCUCAUGCAGCGUUGUGUUUCAUGGUUUGUCUUACGCUCUAAACGCUAAGCCAUCACGAUGCCGCUUAAAAAGAUCGCAGUCACUCCGAUUAUCUCUAAGCAGACCAGCGUCAUGGAGGAAACGGAUGUGGGUCUCUGCAACCAGGGAAAUGAGAAUGACAGUAACAAAGAAAAAGACGAAAAACAGAACCAUGCUAAGAAAAAUCCUGCCUUCAUCAUGGACCCAAAAGACAUCCCCAGCCAAGUAGAUGGACAAACACAAGGAACACAAGGACACCAAAGCACUGUGCCUACAUCAACAACAACCCCCGACAAAGACAAUGACGAACUAAAUAAACCACCCUUACAACAACGCUGGUCUAAGGGGGUUCUAACCCGUACUGGUUCCACACAAUCCUCAGUCUCGGUGAUUUCAUCUAACAACGAUAUCUGUCGUAUUUGUCACUGCGAGGGAGAUGAUGAGUUGCCAUUGGUUACGCCGUGUCUGUGUUUGGGUAGCCUUCAGCACGUCCAUCAAGCUUGCCUGCAACAGUGGAUCAAAAGCUCUAAUACAAAGUCUUGUGAGUUGUGUCGAUUCCCGUUUGUUAUGCAGACUAAGCUGAAACCAAUAGGAAAGUGGGAGAAGCUAGAGAUGUCAACAGGCGAACGUCGCAAGAUCAUCUGCUCCGUUUCAUUCCACAUCAUCGCGAUCACUUGCGUUGUCUGGGCCCUAUACGUUCUCAUCGACCGUCUGACAGCAGAACUACGCAACAGCAACGGCGCCACCGAGUGGCCGUUCUGGACCAAGCUCGUUGUCGUUGCGAUCGGCUUCACGGGAGGUCUGGUAUUCAUGUACGUCCAAUGCAAGGUUUAUUUACAGCUGUGGAGACGGUUAAAGGCGUAUAACCGCGUCAUUUAUGUACAGAACUGUCCGUCUGAGGAGAGGAUGAAAGUCCGGCAGUCUAAAGUGGUACCUGAACCCCCACCUGCUCACGUUGAAAUAAUCAACUAAAUUAAAUCCUAGUGCAAUGGACGUGUGUACAUUGAAGUCAUCCGACUGGUAAAAUGGUACUGAAAACAAUGGUAGUUGUUUGUGUGCAGCGCACAGGAUGAGCUAAUGAGAUACCUUCUUUUUACCUCUAUGAGAGAGUACCCUCAUGCGGUGACAUCGUAUGCGUAUGAUUCAAUUAUUUAGUCUUCUUUUUGGGGAUUUUCUUUUGAAUGUGUUUUGAAAUGUCCAGUUAUAACUUUCAUACAUGAACAAAAUACACAUAGUAACCAAUGUGAACACCCUAUUUAUUUAAUAAUUUUGUUGACAUCUAAUUUGUUAAGUCCAGGUGAGACCAGUAACCUUUUAAUAGUCAUCAUGUUUAUUCAUAGAAAUGUUCCAGUUAAUUUAGGAGCUAUGUCGUCAUGAUCAAAGAAGGCCUUUGUCUGCACAUGGAAUAGACCCUUCCCAUGAAAUAUGUAAAUUGCACAUAGAGCGUGUGCACUAACAUUUUGGUUGGCAAAAUGAGGGAACAUCGCACUGUUUUGUACCCAGCUAAUGGGUGCAUGAUGCAGAUGCGAUUGCGCGUCUGCUGAGUGCACAACUCUAUGGUGUUUGCCCACCAACAGGGUCUGUAGGCAUGCGUGAAUGUAAUUAGCAUAUUUCAUGGGAAGGGUCCAUUACAAACCUUCACCAAAUUACUGCACACCUAUACAUCCCAAAUUGGGAGAUUGCUUGCAGUACCGAUCCAGAUCCAUGCGCACUCUAUCUAUUUCUAUAAUACGGGGGGAAGGUGCCCGCAUAAAGCUAGAGUAAUUCUGUAUGUCUUUGAUCAUGACGACCCAGCCAUUUAAACAUGAAAGCCUAACACAUACUACGUGUUGUUUGCUUAUCAAUCACUUUCGCAAUACGGGUUGUAUUUUACAUGUAGUUGAAGUGUUCAAGGGUCCGUGACGUGGCCUUUUAUCCGGUGGUGCAUAUUUUAAACAGAUAUGCAAAACAUGACAUAUGUCUUUGAUAAGUAUGCUCUGUCCGGGAAUUUUGUUCUUUGGGCAAAAAACAACAACCUAGAACUGACUAAUUUCUGCAGCCUAAACAGA
Messenger RNA from Asterias rubens (European starfish), 2262 nucleotides. Its product is annotated as E3 ubiquitin-protein ligase MARCH8-like. The coding region runs from base 254 to 1186 and encodes 310 amino acids. The record is from RefSeq and is a predicted model, not a curated record. Gene Ontology annotation, molecular function: MHC protein binding; ubiquitin protein ligase activity; zinc ion binding. The transcript is spliced from 4 exons. Gene Ontology annotation, cellular component: early endosome membrane; cytoplasm; late endosome membrane. Gene Ontology annotation, biological process: antigen processing and presentation of peptide antigen via MHC class II; protein polyubiquitination; immune response. NCBI's taxonomy places the organism in Eukaryota, Metazoa, Echinodermata, Asteroidea, Forcipulatida, Asteriidae.